AUGACUUUCACUCAGAUCUACGCCCCACCAGACUCCAGUGGAAGAACUCUGGAAGAUUACACGAAUUUUCUUGAAGAUGUUAGUCAAUCGACGAGAAGAAGAAGUUUUGAAGUGUUUAUGGGAGAUUGGAAUGCUACAAUGGGAGAAGAAACGGAAGACAGGAACAUUGGCCGGUAUGGGUAUGGUUUAUGGAAUGAAAGAGGCGAGUCGCUCCAUGAGUUUUGUGUAGAAAGACGGCUGGAUCCGUUAAACAACUUCUACAAGAGAAGAAGUGGACGGAGAUGGACUCACAUGGGUCCAAAUGGAGUCAGGAGGAACAUAGACUGGAUUCUGGGAACAAAAUCAGCUAGAAGAAUCAUUACCAGACUGGAAACCCUAAACUUCACACCGUCUGACCACAAAAUGUUGAGAAUCAAGCUGAGGAUCAACAUCAGUAGAAGAAACUUCAAGCCAAGAACGAUGGCCAGUUUUGUAGUAAAACGGAAUGUGGUUGAAAGUCUACUUCGAAUAAACCCACCUGAAGGAAACUGGACAGAUGUGGCGUUGAAGCUAAGAGAAGUAACAGCGGCUACAAAAGUGGAAGAAAAAGAGAGGGAAGAUUCAGAAGGCCAAGUGAUCAGAGAAGCCAGACUCAGAAGAAGAAUGAUUAAGGAGAGAUUUAACAGGGGAGAUGAAUCCCUUGAAGCCUUAAAAGAGGCUAGCAAGUCAAUUAGAGAGAUGAUGGAGGCAAAGAUGAGAAGAAGACGGGAGGAAACACUGAUUAGAGCCUUGGAAACAGGAAAGUUGAAGAAAGGAGCCAGAAGCAUGACGAAGAUGGAAGAAGAAGAAGGAAUUAUAGAUGAGGAAGGAAGGGAAGUCUGGUUAGACAAAGAAAAAGCUGAAGUUAUAGCAAAGUAUCUUGGUAUGAUAUACAAAUCGAGAUCGGAGAGAAAGCCAGCUGAGCCAGAAGCUAAAUCAGAAGUUGACGAAGAGUGGAUAACAGAGGAGGAAGUUAGAUGGGCGGCCUCAAAGAUACGGAGCGGAGCAGCAUCUGGACAUGACCUAAUUCACAGUGCAGUUGUGAAGUUUGGAACAGAUGUUAUCGUGAAACAACUCCGAGAUAGCAUCAACAAUAUGUUUAACACCGGAGAAUUCCCGUAA
Molecule: messenger RNA, 1140 nt
Organism: Bursaphelenchus okinawaensis
Lineage: Eukaryota; Metazoa; Nematoda; Chromadorea; Rhabditida; Aphelenchoididae
Source: the annotation of a GenBank genome assembly